AUGGGAGCUGAUGGAGGAACAAUUCCUAAGCGUUGCGAGUUAGUUAAGAAGAAGAAAAAGGAAGAAAAAGUCGAAAGAGAGGUUGCCAAUGCGGCUAAAUGGAAAAAUUGCCAGCUUACCAACGAACCCUUGAAAAAGCCUGUUGUUAGUUGCAGAUAUGGAAGGCACGUUUAUAUUGAAUUUCUUGUUGAAACAUAGUUUUUUGUUUAUUAUUAAUUUAAAAUUAAUUUUUUGCUAUAUUGGAAGUUUACCUUUAUAAAGUUUGCAGGAUCUUAAGCUGUUUUUUCAGAUUAUUCAAUAAAGAAUCUAUUUUGGAAGCGAUGUUGGAGAAAAAGGUAACUCAGAAUGAGACUACUAAGCACAUUAAAGGACGCAGCGAUUUCAAGGAGCUAAAGCUAACGGAUAACAAAGACUACAAUGACGGCCCAGACAGAGUAAGCGAUUUUUUAAAGUUUCAACAUUUUAGGUUGUAAUCAGGGGCGUCGCUAGGGCGCUAGGGGGGGUGAAUCCCCCCCCCCCUACCCCCAGAAAAAAUCCGUAGCGACGCCCUUGGUUGACAUAUUGUACUUGGAUUGCUUUUUUGUUCUUAAACAAAGGUUAGUGCACGCUUUUUCAUAAUACUUGCAAAAAAUAUCUUAGGGAAUGGUAUACAAAGAUCACAACGAUACUCCAUGGGUGUGCCCGGUUACGGCAUUACCUAUGAAUGGGAUUAAUGUGUUUAAAGUCAAUUGGAUAUGUGGUUGUGUUGUAUCGGAAAAGGCCAUGGUGGAGUCCAAAGCUGAUCGUUGUCUUGGAUGUGAUGGUGCUUUGGAAGCCGAAAAAAUUGUUCAAUUGUAUCCACCAGAGGAAUUAUUGGAUUCUUAUAAACGACGGCAUACAGAAGAAAUAGCAGCCAAGAAAGCAAAGAAAUCAGAAAAAGCUAAAUGUAAGUAAAAAAGAAAUGAAUUUAGGCUAAAUUAAAAAAAAUAAUGAUCAGGAUUUUUUUGUCUAAAAAUAAUUAAUUUUUGGCGUUUUCUUCAAUGCUUUGCUACCCAAAUUAUUUCCUUUUACUUUUAUACAUUUAUGUUAUGUUCGUUUCAAUAUUUUUAGCAAAGGAAUCUCAAUUAGAAGCCAUUUCGUCAGAAGAGCAGGAGGUUCCAGAAGAAUCGGCUGACUUGUUAGCUUUUAAAAUGCCAGGAGGAACCAGGACUACUACAACAUUGAGAAUGAAGCCUUCCGCAACAGCCGGUAUAACAGAAAUCAAUGAACGAAAGAGAAAGUUGUUUUUAUCAAAAGGCUCUAUUCAAGACGAUCCAAAGGUUUCGAAUGCUGUUAAGUCUAUGUUCACCACAAGCGAGGAGGCGAAAAAACAAAAAACUGCUCACUGGGUCACUCAUAACCCAUUGUAUUUCUAG
Bursaphelenchus okinawaensis is the source of this 1394-nucleotide messenger RNA. The record is from the annotation of a GenBank genome assembly. NCBI's taxonomy places the organism in Eukaryota, Metazoa, Nematoda, Chromadorea, Rhabditida, Aphelenchoididae.